Messenger RNA from Dryobates pubescens (Downy woodpecker), 1735 nucleotides. RefSeq names its product 5-hydroxytryptamine receptor 4 (gene HTR4). Gene Ontology annotation, molecular function: G protein-coupled serotonin receptor activity. The transcript has 7 exons. The coding region runs from base 139 to 1302 and encodes 387 amino acids. NCBI's taxonomy places the organism in Eukaryota, Metazoa, Chordata, Aves, Piciformes, Picidae. Gene Ontology annotation, cellular component: plasma membrane. Gene Ontology annotation, biological process: chemical synaptic transmission; regulation of appetite; adenylate cyclase-activating adrenergic receptor signaling pathway. The record is from RefSeq and is a predicted model, not a curated record.
GCCCAGUCCGGCCCCGCCGCCGCGAUGAGGAGCUGUGCCGGGGCAGCCGCGCCGUGCGCCGCGAGGCACCGGCAGGGCGAUGGACAUGGUCUCUUCUAUGGACAUUGAACUCCCAGCUACCUAUGCCUAUUGCCUGUGAUGGAAGAACUUGAUGUUAAUGUGAGUUCGAGUGAGGGCUUCGGCGUAGUGGAGAAGAUCGUGCUGCUCACCUUCAUCUCUGCCGUUAUAUUGAUGGCCAUCCUGGGGAACCUGCUGGUGAUGGUGGCUGUGUGCCGGGACAGGCAGCUCAGGAAAAUCAAGACCAAUUAUUUCAUUGUUUCCCUUGCCUUUGCGGACCUGCUGGUGUCAGUGCUGGUGAUGCCGUUUGGAGCCAUUGAGUUGGUUCAGGACAACUGGAUCUAUGGAGAGAUGUUCUGCCUGGUCCGAACAUCCCUCGAUGUCCUGCUCACCACAGCAUCAAUUCUGCACCUGUGCUGUAUUUCGCUGGACAGGUACUACGCUAUCUGCUGCCAGCCUCUGGUUUACAGGAACAAGAUGACUCCGCUGCGUAUCGCUGUGAUGCUCGGAGGCUGCUGGGUAAUCCCAACGUUUAUUUCUUUCCUCCCUAUCAUGCAAGGCUGGAACAGCAUUGGCAUCAUUGAUCUGAUUCAGCAAAGGCAGUUCAACAAGGCUUCCAAUUCCACUUACUGCAUAUUCAUGGUCAACAAGCCAUAUGCCAUUACCUGCUCCGUGGUGGCCUUCUACAUCCCCUUCCUCCUGAUGGUGCUGGCCUACUACCGCAUCUACGUGACGGCCAGGGAGCACGCCCGCCAGAUCCAGGUGCUGCAGCGCGCCGGGGCCCCUGCCGACGGCCGGCAGCACCACCCCGACCAGCACAGCACCCACCGCAUGAAGACUGAGACCAAAGCUGCCAAGACCCUGUGCAUCAUCAUGGGGUGCUUCUGCCUGUGCUGGGCUCCCUUCUUCAUCACAAACAUAGUGGACCCUUUCAUAAACUACACGGUGCCGGGAAAGCUGUGGACGGCUUUCCUGUGGCUGGGCUACAUCAAUUCAGGGUUGAACCCUUUCCUCUACGCCUUCCUGAACAAGUCUUUCAGACGUGCCUUCCUCAUCAUCCUCUGCUGUGGUGAUGAGCGAUACCGAAGGCCUUCCAUCCUGGGCCAGACGGUCCCCUGUUCUACCACCACAAUAAACGGAUCGACUCAUGUACUAAGGUACACUGUUUUACGUAACGGGCAUCAUCAGGAACAUGAGAAGCUUCCCAUCCACAAUGACCCUGAAUCCCAAGAGUCCUGUUUCUAGCCACAGUCCUGUAAGAGGAAUGGCUCAGCUCAAGGAAUAGAUUCCUUUUAGGAAACCCAAAGGAGAGCAGGACUUUAUGAAAACUCAUUCAUCUGCACUGUCAUGGUACACCUCCUUCACUGACUUCAUAGGAAUGUCCAGCUCCAUGCGUGGAGAUGGAUGGGGGCGUGGGAAGGCACAUGAGCAGAACAGCUGAGGGGACUUGCCUGUAUCUGUUAAGGACAGCUGGAUUGUGACUGCAUCAGAACCGUACUCCAGGAGUGGGCCAACUUCCAUCAAUGUAAGGAAACACAUAGAUACAGAGCACCCAGUGCAGAGACUUCUGUUAUUCCUGUCCAGCUGCCAUCUGUCUACAAGCCAGCUCUCUGUCCUGCAGUAUCAUCGUCUUAAAGAUGACAAACUCUGGCUAAAGCCCUAACGUGGCAAUAGACUA